GACGACGAGUGGCGCGCGGCGCUCGCCGGCGAGGCGAGCAAGAGCUACCUCUUCGCGCUCGCGGAGUUCGUGGCCAAGGAGCGGCGCGCGAAGACGGUGUUCCCGCCGCCGGAGCACACCUUCGCGGCCCUGGACGCCUGCCCGCUGAGCGGCAUCAAGGUCGUCGUCGUCGGCCAGGACCCGUACCACGGCCCCGGCCAGGCGCACGGCCUCGCGUUCUCGAUCAAGGACGGCGCGGACUGCAAGUUCCCGCCGUCGCUGCGCAACAUCCUCAAGGAGUGCGGCGAGGACGUCGGCGCGGCGCCGCCGCCCGCGGGCACGGGCGACCUCUCCAAGUGGGCGGCGCGCGGCGUGCUGCUGCUCAACACGUCGCUCACGGUGCGCCGGGGCGAGGCGAACAGCCACCAGAAGAAGGGCUGGGAGACCUUCACGGACGCCGUCGUCAAGUGCGUCAACCGGCGGCCGGGCAAGGGCGCCGUCUUCGUGCUCUGGGGCAAGCCCGCGCUCGCCAAGUGCGCGAACAUCGACCGCCGGAAGCACAAGGUCAUCGUGAGCUCGCACCCGUCGCCGCUGUCGAACACGAAGACCGACGCGCCCUUCACGGGCAGCAAGUGCUUCUCGCGCAUCAACGCGCACCUC
Messenger RNA from Aureococcus anophagefferens, 639 nucleotides. RefSeq lists its product as hypothetical. Gene Ontology annotation, molecular function: uracil DNA N-glycosylase activity. The annotation marks the transcript as partial. Gene Ontology annotation, cellular component: mitochondrion; nucleus. Gene Ontology annotation, biological process: base-excision repair; base-excision repair, AP site formation via deaminated base removal. The record is from RefSeq and is a predicted model, not a curated record. The transcript has a single exon. NCBI's taxonomy places the organism in Eukaryota, Pelagophyceae, Pelagomonadales, Pelagomonadaceae.